Messenger RNA from Ceratina calcarata, 13301 nucleotides. It is a transcript of the gene Rbp, whose product is annotated as RIMS binding protein. NCBI's taxonomy places the organism in Eukaryota, Metazoa, Arthropoda, Insecta, Hymenoptera, Apidae. The record is from RefSeq and is a predicted model, not a curated record. Gene Ontology annotation, biological process: neuromuscular synaptic transmission. The transcript has 17 exons. The coding region runs from base 2807 to 7720 and encodes 1637 amino acids. Gene Ontology annotation, molecular function: protein binding.
UCGUAGACCCACGGAAACCCCCGGUAUCCCGAAAUACUUUUAUCUUAUUCCCGGAUCAAGUUCGUUCCGUUGAAAAAUAGAAUUAAACGAAACAGAUAGAACGGUGGCACGUUCUAGAUAGAAUGGUAGACACGUAGGUACGGUGAGUAAGUGGACGGACAGAGGGAUGGAGUCCCGACCCGUGGAGGGGUUCGGUCCGAAGGGGAAGAAACGAUAAAGACGGGUGAGAUGGAAAAAAGAUAGAGGAAGACGGCCGAAGGAGUGAAAGAAGACGGGAAGAUCGGUGGAUCGUCUCGCGCGUAUUGAUUGGUCUUUUGUGAAAGCUACACCCCCAUGUAGUCACGAGGCGAACCAUUCCACCAUACCCUCCGACCUCCGGCGUAUAUCGCGCGGUCUUCGCUCGACCCUUCCGCGACAUGCCGUGUUCCGUGAUUCCCGGUUCGUACCACGUUUCUCCCUUGAUCCCUCACCGGUAGACGAUCGCCGACGUCGUGUCGAUAUUGGUAACGUGUAUGAAAACGAUUCGCGCUCCGACGGGGGUCGACUCGGGCAGCAGAGGGGAAGCGUAUGUUAGGGUGCUAUAUCAGGGUAGCGAUGACGUAAGCGAUCGCGAACGAUCCCUAGCCGCGAAGGGGUUCUAUAUCGGAAUCGAUCGUGGAGUGACCCAUAUCUGGCGGUGACGGGAGUCCCUACCCUUGGCUGCCUUUCCAGCGGUGGCACCCCUCGCUACCUUUCCUCUCCUCUCCCUUUCUCUCUUUUUCCCGGUCCUCCAUCCCCUCCAGGCGAAACGUAUCCCCGCCGAGGACCGUUCUCUACCCCCACUGGUUGUUCCACCCUUCGGCGGACGGGCGAACGUACACCUCCUCCCCCGAUUUCCAGCAGCCCUGCCGCCUGCCUUCCACGGCCGAGCAGAUCUUGGGGCUUGUACGGGAUGAUAGCCGAGUGAAAAAGCUCGCGACUCCCGUAAAGUUCGCUCAUCAGCAGCAGCAGCCCUGGCCUACCACAAUCCCUUCGACUCGGUUAUCGUAAGUGUCCGUGCGCUAUCCCUUGUGAAACGAACAGCGGAAUCGGGAAAGAAACUCGGAAACGAGAGAGGGUGAGAGAGUGUGGCCGAGCGUAUGAGAGAGAUCGUGCGAGAUCGGAACGACAGAGAGAAAGAAGACGAGUUUAUUAGCUUUGAUCGAGGAAUGAAAGGGGAAAAAAAGGGAUAAAUAGAGCGAGCGGAAGGGUACGCGGACGCGUAUGCGUGAAGGGAACAAAGAGGGUUACGACGACAAGUGUUCGUGUGCAUCUGUAAAAGUGUCCAAGCGGAAGGUUUCCUCGAGGGCUACCGGAACCGGACACGAUAGAGCACGGUACCGUUGUAAAGCUAGCCAAGUGCGGUAACAAAACCGAUGAAACGGAGGAGAGUCCGAUCAUGGGAAAACGCGGUCCGUAACGAAUGGGGAACAGUGUGUCAGUAACGGAACGGAGACGCGGUGGCACAGUUAUCAUCACGGCGAUCGGUAUCAUCAUAGUGAAAUCUAAGGGUACCGCUGAUCGCGUCGUCGCCGCUGAUACUCGUGGUGACGGUCAUAACCAAUUCACAGUGAUACACGGUGAUCGCGCUACGUAUCUUCGUGCAGUGAUGUCCCGAGCACACCGGGUGUAUAUGUAUACUACGUACCAUCGGUAGUGAGAUCAAUAAGCAGUGCCGUGCCACUCGACCCGUGCGAACGAAAAGUCAUUCGGAAUCUCUCUUUACGUUUUUCCCUCCGAACCACUGCCAGCUUCGAUCCCGUUCUUCUUCUACGAGAGAGCUCUCAUUCGUUUCCUUUCUGAAUUUUGUUUCGUGUCUCGAGAUUCGAAUCGAUCCUUCCUUCAAAGGCCUUAAUUUUUUUUUUUUAACGCAUUUCUAUGCACCGGCGUUCCUUCCUACACCGUUGGUUUCCUCGUCCGUGCACUUCGACCUUUUAUUACUCCGUUCGUUCCAAGAUCAUUCGGUAGGUUCUAUACUCUCUUUUUAACGCACAGCAUUAUUUUUCUCUCGGUCUCUUGAAAAUGCACAGCAAUACGUUUAUUCUCGCAUUCAGUAUGCCUCGUAUCUUACAGUAGAUUGCGCCAUUUAGUCAGACCGUUACGACACGCAAUUUGACAAUUCCAAAUAGAAAUUAAUUCGCGUAAUUAGAUAAAAAAGUGAGCACGAAGAGACACGGUCUUCGACUCGUUGCAAUAUCUAUGCACGGAAUACUAUAGCUGGUCCGACUCGUCUGACUAUAUCGUACGGUAAUACCACUUGCGCCAAAAUUCUUCGCUGGAUUAAGAUGUCUCCCCUGACCGUGACUGAAUUACUCAAGUGCGAUGGUUCAACCGGUGAAAUCAAGCCGUCGUCCUCGUAAAACGAAGCGAACCCCUCAGUGAAAGUUGACUUUAAACACUUUAAGGGAAACGGUUCGAAAGGUGACGGAAUUAUCGAGCAGGAACGGAGCCACGCUUGGACACUUUUUUCCGCGACACUUGUCGUACGAUCGAACGGGGUAAAAGUUGAAUCAGUGAACGAGACAAGCCGUGUGGGAUUCGAUUGAACGUGUUGCCAGACUGUUUUGCAGUCGGUUCGCGCUAAGGUAUCUGGAGGUGCCACGGGGGCACGAUGAAAAAAGAGUUUCUUUUCGCACCCAGAGAAUCGUACGCCUGAUCGUGGGGAUCGUCGUGUGCAGCCUGGCUGGCCCCGCAAAAGCCGCCAAUUAAUUAAGAUAGCUCCUAGAUACACGGUAGAUCGAUAGGGACUGGCCGUGAUAAAGACGGGCGAGGGUUUCAGACUUCAGGGAUGUUGCAGUGCUGUGGUGUUGGAGGUGGCGCUUCCACGGCACCUCAGGCUCCGCAGCUGCAGGAUACCGGAUCUGCUGUUGGGAUUACCACCUCCACGAAAACCACCAUCAUGCAGGACCCGGUUCUUGAAUCCAUCCUCGAGCAAAUGCGUGAAACGGAAGCUCGAAAAGCAGAUCUGGAGCGGCAACAUGCGGAAGCACAGAGUCAGCUACGCGAAAAGAUAGCAGGACGGUAUCAAGGCCCGGAAUCGGUCGAGGCAUUGCAAUCGAAGAUAAGAGAGCUCGAGAAGAAGACGGAAUUACAGAUGGUCAGGCACGAGGAAUUGUCUUUGGAACUGACGAGUCUGAGGCGUGCGCGAAGUAGAGGGCCGAUGCCGAUGAUCGGACACUCGACGGUCCCGACCACUUGGCCUCCGGCUGGUUCCGAGAUCGACAGAAUAAUAGCGAAGAUAGAACAAGAUAAUAGCGUUAACAGGAUGGCACACGAAUUGGAUCAUGCUCGGGGCGCCAUUACAACGCAGCAACCCUCGGUAACGGUGACACAGGGUAUUUUGCGAUCUAGCUCAGAGAACCUCCCCAAUCUCGGCCAGCAUCAGCAUCCACCUCAUCCGCACGCUUUGAGCCUCGGAAUGCCGACUCAACUGGGUCACUAUGCAGGUUCACCCAUGCCCCUAACGCCAAUGAUGCCCGGCUGUCCGCCGUUGACACCGAACGGACCUCCGUAUCACUACAGCGAACCGAUUCCACCGGCUCCGUCACUCUCCACUAGUCAAUCGCAACCGGUGUUCCAACAAAAGAUGCAACAAUACCAGCAACCGACUCAUACCGAGCUGCAAAGCUCCCACUCCCAAACCGCUCUGCAAACACAGCAGAAGCAACAACAAACGCACACCCAUUACACGAGCAAUCAAUACCAGGAGAGUUAUCCACAUACGCAAACUUAUCAGCAGCCGCUCCAGCAGCAACAACAGCCGCAACAACAUCCGGCCUCUACAACGUACCUGACGUCAUCCAGUCAAAGCGUAAUGCCUCAUUAUACGCAACCCACGCAGACCGCCCAAAGUUAUCAAUUGAAUGGAAGUCAGCAGGCAACGACAUAUCCAAGUUUGUCCAUUACGUCGCACCCGAACGGAACGUAUAGCACAGGGGCGAGUAGCUUUGGUACUCAAUUGUCGCAUCACAACUACUCCGUUCCUCAGACGAGCAUGCCGCAGACCACGUUAUCCUCGUUGCCACCCUAUUCGACGAGCUCCUAUCAUUCAACCCUGGGCGUUCUGACCAGUGUACCGCAAACCGUUCUUCCCUUCUCGAGCGUACAGAGCAGUUUCGCCCCUAGCGGAUCGACCUACUCCACCGUCGGGACCAAUGCUUUUGGCACAUCGGGUGUCAGCUCAGGAACCACGUCAACGGGCUUGUUACAAGCGAUAAACGAUCCCCUCCAAGCGAUGCAGCAGCUAUCCGCGCAGUCCCAGGCUAAUCAGCUUCAGCAGCAGGCGAUCAUCCAGCAGAUUCAACAGAGUUUACGCGCCAGCUCGCCGACGGUUCCCUCGACGACGAGUCACCACUUUCUCAGCCCGAGACAGAUGCCGAAGAUACCCAGCAGUAUACUGUCCAAUCCCCUGGAUCGACUGACCAACGACAAUAUCGUCUCCGAGGGUCAAGUCGACAUGCUCGACAUACCCGGCAAAGGCAGAUGUUACGUUUAUAUCGCUCGUUUCACUUACGAGCCGUUUCAGCAUUCGCCUAACGAGAAUCCGGAGGCAGAGUUACCCGUACAAGGUGGCGAUUAUCUUCUCGUUUGGGGACAACCGGACGAAGACGGUUUUCUCGACGCGGAAACGCUCGACGGUAGACGCGGCCUCGUCCCGGCGAAUUUCGUUCAAAAAUUAAUCGGCGACGACCUGUUAGAGUUUCAUCAAGCUGUCCUAGGACUCAGGGACGUCGACGACUCCGCAUCGACCAACAUUCCCCAAGUGAGCAAUUGUUAUUUACAAGAUAUCGACUUGGAGUUAGCUGCGUUGGAAGAAGGGAACCGGAAUCGUCAAGCCGAAUUAUCCGCGUACGCGGAGUUGGAUAAUAUCGCGGAGGAAGAUGAACAGGAACCACCAGAAGUCUACCUGUUUUCGGACCUAGUUCCGGCGCCGCAGCAUCUCACGCUCGAGCGGCAGCUGAACAAGAGCGUUCUGAUCGGCUGGACGGCACCGGAGAACACGCAUCAGUUAGAGUCGUACCACGUGUACGUCGACGGAGUGCUGAAGGUGACGGUGAAGGCGACCGAGAGGACCAGAGCGUUGGUCGAGGGAGUCGAUUCCACCAGGCCGCACAGAAUAAGCGUACGUUCGGUGACGCACUCAAGGAGAACGUCUCGAGACGCUGCUUGCACGAUGGUGAUCGGGAAGGACGUCGCCUUGGGCCCGACAGCCGUCAAGGCGUCUAACGUGACCGCGACCAGCGCUGACAUAUCUUGGAUGCCGAGUAACAGCAACCAUCAGCACGUGGUUUGCGUGAACAACGUCGAAGUUAGAACGGUGAAGCCUGGUGUUUACAGGCACACGAUCACAGGACUAGCGCCCUCGACGAUCUACCGAGUGACCGUCAAAGCGAAGAAUCUGAGGGCGACGCACUUCGAAGACCAGAACACUCAAGCGGCGAACAAUUUAGCCUGUCACGUUCACUUUAAGACGCUACCCAAAGGACUACCCGAUCCUCCGGUCGAUAUCCAGGUGGAGGCUGGACCGCAGGACGGCACUUUGCUAGUGACCUGGCAGCCUGUUGCCCUAAACGGUUCGGCCGUCACCGGUUACGCGGUGUACGCUGACGGGAAAAAGGUCACCGACGUAGACAGUCCAACCGGUGACCACGCGCUCGUUGAUAUACACAAGCUGAUGAGCCUGAACCCGAAGCAGAUCACGGUCAGAACCAAGAGCAGGGAGAGUCAGUCGAUCGACAGCUGCGCCACUGCCAUUCCCUGUAACGUUCUCCGCGGUGGUACCGCGGUGCAUCUGCAGCACGGACCCUCGCACAUGCAGGACCCAGGACAGCAACCUACCGGCGCUAUAGGUCAACAGAUAGGAGUCGCGGGUCAGAGAUAUCCGACGGCUCCCGUGGCAUCUCACAUGAGGAGGCACGCUACCACGAGGGUCGACGCUCACGGACAAGUGAUCAUCGAGACCGACGAGAAUCUGUCCGACAAAGAGAUUUAUCCCGGCCAGACCAUGUCCCAGAUGGGAGUUCCAGAGAUCAUCAAGGAUUCGGCUAGCGAGCAUUACAGCGAGGAGGACGACCCGACGCGCAGGGGUAGGAUGCCGGUACAUCAUGGACAGCAUCGGUACGGGCCGCAGAUGGGACAGCAGGGUCUACCCGGGACGCACCGGCCAGUGAGGAUGGUUGGGCCCACGGGCAGACCGCAGGAUCCUUAUUACGAUCAAGGAGGCCAACGGGGCAGACCCGCUGGUUAUCGCGGUGGACGGACGAUGCAAGCUCAAGGCGGUGCUGGUCAUCCGUCGAGCAGUGCCCAACAAAUGAACAAGAGAAUACGCUGGUUCGUUGCACUGUUCGAUUACGAUCCGAAAAGAAUGUCACCUAACCCGGAUGCCUGUGAGGAAGAGCUACCCUUCUCCGAAGGCGACGCCAUCAAGGUGUACGGCGAGAAAGACGCGGAUGGAUUUUACUGGGGAGAGUGUCACGGCAGACGGGGAUACAUUCCUUAUAAUAUGGUCGAGGAGAUCAAAGAUCCUAAUCAACCUGGACAAGGCCAAUCGGGAAGGAGAGGCAGAUGGGGCGAUAUUUAUAGCAACAUGCCCGUCAGGAAAAUGAUUGCGCUCUACGACUACGACCCUCACACACUGUCUCCGAACGUUGAUUCUAGCGCGGAGUUGGCGUUCCAGACCGGGAACGAAAUCUACGUCUACGGUGAUUUGGACGAGGACGGGUUCUAUAUGGGCGAAUUAAACGGAGUGCGCGGCUUAGUUCCGAGUAAUUUUCUCACCGAAGCGCCGGAUCAACCGCAGCAAGGACAGCCUCCGGGAAGUAGGAGGCCGCCUGGUCAGAGCCAAGGACCCGGGGUCAGAGGACCGCCGCCACCGCCGCGAGAACCGCCUCCACCUGGUCACCGUCGAGGCAAAGAUGCCUGCAUUGUGCCUGUGUCUGUCCCUGUCUGUCACUUAGACUCUAGACAACAACAACAACAACAACCAUCACUAAUGAACAACCAACAACAUCAACUCCAACAUCAACAAAACAAUCCACCGCAUCUAGCGUACCAACAAGCGAAUCACCACAGCUACACGACUGUAACCACGUCCAACCAACAUGGGCCCACGCCCAUGGGUGCCCAUCAGCAAGGGCCCGUGCCACCCCACCUUCAACAGCAGGGGAAGGGGAGGGGAGGCGCGGUCAAUCGUUGUAGUAAUGUGCCGGGAGGUAUGCAGGGCCCUGGACAGCAUAUGCAACAGCAGCAGGAUUACCAGCAACAGAAUCAACCGUAUCAACAGCAACAGCCAGGUCAGCCGAAUCAAGGCUAUCAACAACAGGGUCAAGCAUAUCAACAGCAAGGUCCAGGGUUCGGGCCACAGGGCCAACAGUUCCAACAGCCGCAGAGCCAGCAACAGCAGCCGCAGCAACAACAGAAUCAACCGUAUUCGCAACAGAACCAGGGCCCUUCGAUGCAAGGCAGUCAGAGCGCGAGCAAACCGAUGAGGGGGAUACCGACGGUGUUGCCUACGCCUCAGGCGAAGACUCAACCGCCACAGGGACAGCAACAAUCGCAACAGCAACAACAGCAGCAGCAACCGCAAAGUACGGGGCCGAAUCUGAUGCAAAAGUUCACGGAGAUGGCCGGCGCGAGCGCCGGCGGCGAUAUUCUGUCGAAAGGGAAGGAGUUAAUCUUCAUGAAAUUCGGUCUGGGCAAGUGAGCUAUCACCCUGGCCGUGUCGCCAGUUCCGCUUCUUCUCCGUACACGUCCUAUCGCGUUCUCAUGGAUCCAUGAUGAAAGACCGCGGAUCGCGUGAUCAGAUCGAUAGGCCGAUCGAUUUGAAUACGAGAGGGAGAAGGAACGAGUGGGACCGUGAAGAAUAAGCGAGACGAACGUACGAACGCGUCUCGUCAUCAGAUCAGGUCUUCGCCAACGAGAGGUGUUAUCCGAAGGAACAUGAGAGAUGUGUGCUGCCACUGCUGCUGCUGCUGCUGUUGCUGUUGCCACAGACAGUGAUUCAUUUUUCGCAAACCAUUGCUGAAGGAGUUUUGCUCGCCCGUCAGUGCCAUCUCCCGUAUAAUAGUCAAGGAAGAGAAGAGAAUAAUAAUUAUAAUAAUAGGGAAUGCUCGCGAGCGUUUUUCUAUAACGACCCUAACGAAAACUGUUCGAGGUGAUAGUCGAACUCGACGCGAAAUCGCUUACGAUCGUCUCUUUGAGGUACGACGUUACCCUGAAGAAUAACGAGAAGAAUCUUCUGAUUCCUCAUUAUAUCCUUGUUCUGAUCUUCUUUAUUUUUUCGUACGAUCCAUUAGUUUGAACUUUUAGAUCCUGGAAUGAAAAUCCACAUGAUCGAACGAAUUAUUAAAACGAAUCGUCGACAAAGAUAUCGUCCACGAUCGAAUAGACGUCGAUAGAUAUUGAUUAGAUUGAUAAUGAUCACGUACACGAAGAUCGAGAUAAACAUAAUCCGUUGGAAACAAAGAGAAAGUAAAAAUUAUUGCUCGAUUGUUUGUUUUCGAAGUUUAAAUCGUAAAAAUCUCGCUUAUCAUCCUACAUUCUUAGAGGUGUCAUACUUUCCAUAGGAAACACGAGAUUAGCUAAGAAUAGAUUCUGAUUCUUGUUCUUUGCACCGUCUAUCAAUUUAAUUCGUCCCAUUUUCUGUUCCCCUCGGUCAGUUCUUUCGUUUCGUUAACACAUGAUUUCUCACCGAGUCAUUUUAGCGACAAAAGUAAACGAACAAUAGCCAGGUAGAUAAACGCGAUCGUUCGUAAAAGACUAAACGGGGAAAGUAGCACCUUGUCGUGCUCGAGCACGACUGCACGAGUAAAAAAAUAUUUUACAAGACAGAAGCCAAACGAUAACGAAGAAAAUUUACGCGCUAAUGUAAUCGUAACGGAGGAUUUAUAAUAGGAUGAAUCGUGGAACAACUUGAACUAUUCCAUAAAUUAUAUAAAUAUAUAAAUAUAUAAAUAAAAAGCAACCAAGUAAAUAAAUGAAUUAAUAAAUAUCGCUCCUAGGGAAGGGGGCGUGAAUUCGACCGAUAAGAAGAACGCGUUAUCGGGAAUGUAUGUGGAAAAUCACAGCAUACGUAUAAUAUUAUACGGUAAUAAAAUAUAAAUAUAUACAUAUGCAUAUACAGAUGUGGGCGGGUUCUUCUACACACGCGUAUACGCGUACGACGUGUAUAAUACAGGUACCCACGCGCAUGCAGAUAUAUACACAUAAUAAUAAUAAUAAUAAUAAUAAUAAUAAUAAUAAUAAUAAUAAUAAUAAUAAUAAUAUUAAUAAUAAUAAUAUUAUAUUUAACUAUUGCAAAGUGUUGUUACAUCGCUACUUGUAUCGUAUUUUGUACAAAGUAUCCUUACCUUCAAUUGUUCUUUUUCUUUCGCCGUGAUAUAAAUAUAUAAAUAUGAAAAAAAUAUAUAUAUAAAUACUAUAAAUAUGCAUGUGCACGUGUAUACAUGUGAGCGUAUGCACGCGUAUGUGUAUAUACGCGUAUAUGGAGAGGAUAUCCUUAGAGAGACGAAGGAAGUGUGACAAAUUCAAAAGUCAUUUUGCCAGUAUCACACUUUGGGAAUCAUAAACCAAACUUGGCGUAAUUGUUAUUAAAUAUCGCGUGUACCUAUAUCUGUUUUGGAACCGACAGUUGCCUCUCGCCCGUUCGUGUUAAUCGAGUGUCGACAGAUAAGGAAAUUAAAAUUAACGAAGCGUAAUUAGCAUUAUGGGGUGUCAAACGCACGGUCCGAUCAAUCGUUACGAGACGAUUAUUUACCUUCUCGUUAUCGUUAGAAUUGUAUCGAAUCGCCUGGUCUCUAUGACGUGAGUCGAGCUUUAAUACAGGAUAUCUCACCCGAUUUUCUCGAUAUCGUAGCUGAAAGCGAAGGUUUGAGUUUAACGAGCCAAAUUUCAGGCACGUGUUUCUUUUAGCUGAUUCAGGUGUAACCCUCCAAAGUUAAUUGCUAUCAAUAUAAUGUUUCAAACGAUACCAGUCGAGCAUCCUUUCAAAAAACGUUUCGUUACGAGUAACAAAAGCGAGAAAAUCAAGACGUCAGAAUCGAGUGAGGCACCGUACGUAUAUUAUUGCCUUUCUUCUCUCUUAUUUAGAAUCUAGCCUAGAGAAUAUAAAUAAACGAUCUAGACAAAGGAGAACAGAAUUUAUCUUUUAAGGAAUGGUGUAUGGUUUUCUAUAUGAUUAAUUUUGGACCAUGAGUUUGAGCUACCCUUGGUAGCGCUAUAAAAUUUAUAACUAGCGAUGUAAUCGGUUUCGAGGGCUUUGCUUUUGCGAUAUCGGCCACCGUGAAUCGCGUCCAACGAGCAAGAAUUACGGAAACUGUGUAUACUAUGAAUACAUAUGUAACUAAAGGACCAAAGUUUCUUAAGCGACCAAUUCGGCUAUUCAGAGGUAGAAUUCGUUUCUUGUUUCUUUACGACAGACACGUUUCCUUUUCGCCUUAUUCGCAACACUUGAAAUAGAAGACGAACGAACGACUAUAUAUUUUUUAUUAACGUUUACAACUUGGAUGUUUCGAAAUCGUAGGCGUUUGUGAUCGAUAGGCGCGAGAAUAUGUGCGACGUGUAAGUACGACACGUAAUACUUGUUCGACGCGCUCGAUUCGCGAUGCACGAAAUUGCAAAAUCAAUCUCGGUUGAUCUCGUGCGGCUCGUAUUCGCGCGAACGUCGAGAACCAAAAGUUUUGCCUGAAUCAAAAAAUUUGCUCGAACGGAUAAAUACGCUUUCGACACUGUUCUUUGAGGCGUUACUUGAUCCAUUGGAAAUGAAACCGUGUAGCAAUCGUCUGAAUAUGAUUUAAUAGCUUGUACUCGCGAAGUAGCUGUACCAAACUCAUGGAUGAAGCGAUUCUUCUAUUCCGAAGGUAUGGACAAUUGAAUUAUAUAAUUUGCAGCUUUAGCAUAAAGUAAAACAAAUGCCUCUGUUCCAAUGAAAAUUCCGAUGUUCGUGGGUUUGGGAUAGAAGCGGUAGAUACUAUUAGACUUUAUCGCGGUUGUUUAGGUUUCUCGAAAAAUCGAAUAAUUCAGUGUAAAGGGAUUCUAACUAACUUAUAAGCCUGUCGAUUCUAAUCUAGCUCCAAUGGAUCGAGUGGGAGACGAGCUCCUUUUCCUUGAUCUUCGUCCGAUAGAACCCCUAACGCGCGAUCUCGGAUUAAAAUGCGCGGAUCGAUGUCAGAAUUCCUACGAAUCUUUGCUGUGAACAUAUCUAAUGUGAAACGUUGAUUCAGGCGAUUAAAGGAAAAAAGAAAAAAAAAGAAAAAAGACUGACGUGACAUUUAAGAUCUUACAGGUACUUUAACACGUUCGCUACCAGCGUCGGGAUCGAUCGGCGGAAGCUUAACAAUUUUUAAUUCUCGAGACUUGGUCGAUCCGUUCAGAGGUUCAAACCAAAAAAGGUUAAUUGAUAAUAAAACGUUGCGACGUUCGCGGAAAUAAAUUCGAAGAAUUAUUACUGUCAACGAGAAUAAGAGGAAACGACUAGUAGCCUGUACAAUAAAACUUCGUUCGAAUGGUAGUGAAUGUGUUAACUAUAUAUUACUUAGCAAAUCUGUAAUGUUCAUCUUCCAUCUCUUUAAUAUUUUCUUUCCCGUACCUUCUAUUUCAUCGUUAAGUUUUAUAGAGAUUAACAGAAAAAGCGUCAUAUAGCGGAUCUAGUUGAAAAGAUAAACGCGAGAAACGUAUGCGAGGAGGAAUCUGGAAUCAGUGUAAAAUGUAGCUGCAUCGAAUAUGUACGAAAACAAAAUACUGGAAGCGUUACGAGGAGACUUCAUCUAUUAUCGUUAGGUGUUAGGCAUCAUAAAAGAACUCAAGUAGUCUUAAUAAAAUGGCAAACAAAAAGAAAAGGGGAGAAUAACGCGAGGGAAGAGACGACCCGUUUCAAGCGUCCUACGUAUCGAAAUCUAUGUUCUGUCUUUUUUCUCUUUGUGACCAAAUCUUAGGAGAUAAUAAUUUUAACAACAACAGGAACAAUAAGAUCACGCAAUGCAACGCUCGAAACAUGAUUAUUAAAGGGUAACGAAUAAAACUGUAUUCGUUAGUCGAUACUUUUUGUUUAAAAAAUACGGAAUGUAUAAAAGUAAGAAAACGAGUGCAGACUGAACCGUAAAUAACUCUACAAAAUUAAAUAAAAUUGAAAACUAAAGCAAAGUAUAAUGAAGAAAUUAAGUGGGGGGAGGAGUUAAUAAAAAAACUCUUAUUGUUAGAAUACCUCGAAGUCGUUUCGUUCGUCGUCGACACUCAUUUUACGUAGUAAUCUCACUUGUACAUUGUCAUUGUUAUAAAUUUAGUCGUUGAAUGGAUUCAUAUAAAAAAAAAAUCUUUUGAUACCGCGACAGCUGACACAACAUGAAUCGCAAAUGUAAGCCGAGCCGAGGAUAACGCAUAUGUGUAAUGUCCGAAAAUAAAUAAGAAAAACGAUCGAGGAUCGACGUCGGCUCGAUCCUCUUUCGGUGAAAAAGACCGUCUAGAAGUGGGCGCACGAAAUUCGUUUGAUUCGAUCGAAAGGAAAUGAAUUGAUUACGAAAAUAAAGUACAUAAUAUCGGUGUUAGGUCUCUCUCAUACUAAAAACUCUCUUUCACAAAAGUGUUUUCCACAUCCUGAGAUGAAAAAAAAAAAAUAGAUGUACACAUGCGUUAUAUUUCGAUCUAGAUAACGGUUAGGUGAAUGACACACGAUAUCCCAGACAGCUAUUAGCGACCAGUAAAUUAAACCUUCUUACGGAGGAUCGAAGUUUCGUUCAGAAUUGUAGCACUUUGUUCCGCGAAAACACUUUAUGGAAAGACGAAAGAAAGAGGAAGAAUGCGGAUGCGUGUGUACGUAUGUAUGCUGAUCGCGUAUAUUCGGUAGGGUGGAAUAAAAGUACUUACAUGGACAAGAGCGUGAGAGGAGAAGUCAAUCGCAGAACGGAAAGUAGAAGAUCCGAGGUGCAUACUUCGAUAUGGUGUUAUUAGCUAGACGCCAAUUACUGUCAUUCUUUCUCUUGGAUCGAUACCCUAAGAUUGUAUAAACAGAGCGUAGCGAAGAAAAUGAAAUGAAAUCAAUUAUAUACACUCAUACGACUUUUAAUAUAACAAAUUAUCGUAUCGAUUAAGCAUGUCGAAUCGUCAGCUACGUUUGUCAUUCAGUAAUCUUGCGCUUUGUUUUUUCUAUGAAUCGAUACGUAAAGAUCUAUUCCUUGUUAGCCCAAUUGAAAUGUCAGGAAAAAAAACUGAUGCAAAAGAGAAAAAUAAACAAAAAACCCAAUGUUAUUAUAAAUGAUCAAUUAAUAAAAGACGAAUCUUGUUUGUUGUUA